UGCCUCGGCGUGGCUUUCUUCGCGCCUCGGAGUGUAGGACGGCGUCUGGUGCGGCGCCUCGGCCGCCCGCGCGGCGGAGGGAUUUCGGGCGCGUGCUGCGGCCCUGCGCGGAUCCUGUGGCGCCAGAAUUCGGAGCGCGGAAGCGGGAAACGCUGAGGCUGCGGGCCCGGACUGUGGAGCGCGCGGACCCCCGAGCGCGGGCGGACGCGAUGGUGGUGCUUCGCAGCAGCCUGGAGCUGCACAGCCGCUCCGCCGCCUCGUCGUCGGACUCCCUGGACCUGUCCAGCGAGUUCCUCAGCCUGGGGCAGAUGGGACGGAGGCGGCACAGCUCGGCGGGCGCGGCGAAGAAAGCAGCCGUCGCUGCGGCCGCGAAGGAGGAUGGAUCUUUAGUUGAGGAAGUCAGAACUUAUCACCGGACUCGCUCUUUAAGGUCCUUCAGAAAAAGUGCGCAGACUUCUUCAGAUUCUAGUUUCCAUACGAAAAUGGAAAUAACAGAGAGGCAUGCUAAUGGCCGGCACUUUACAAGGCAGUUGGCCAGACAACAGGCUAAUCAAAAAAUAGAAGAGUGCAAAGAAGACAAAGUGAUUACCCGGUCGCUGAGGACUAGAAACAUUGUUCAAGCUACAGAACGCUUGCAUGCAGAGAACAGUGAUGUUAAAGUCCGCCGCAGUUGUAGGAUUAGAAGUCGUUACAGCACUGUGAAUCAGUCUGUGCUAUUUGACAAACUUAUAACAAACACCGCUGAAGCUGUACUUCAAAAAAUGGAUGACAUGAAGAAGAGGCGCAGACAGCGACUGAGAAAACUUGAAGACUUGAGAGUGUAUAAUGAAACGGAAGAAGCCAAUCUUAAUAUGUAUACAAGGGGAAAACAAAAAGCAAUUCAAGGAGCUGAUGAAGAAACAACUGAUAACCAAGAAGGCAGCAUAGAAUCAUCUGAAGAGGGUGAACCCCAAGAAGAGGAAGAGGAUGGUGAAGAGGAUGAGGAGGAUGAUCAUGAAGAGGAAGAUGAUGGGGAAGAUGGUGAUGGUGAUGGGGAAGAAGACGAUGAGGAUGAGGAGGAUGAGGAUGAGGAUGGAGAAGAAGAGAACCAGAAACGCUAUUAUCUUAGACAAAGAAAAGCAACAGUUUACUACCAGGCUCCAUUGGAAAAACCUCGCCACCAGAGAAAACCCAACAUAUUUUAUCGAGGCCCAGCUUCUCCUGCAAGACCAAGAUACCGAUUGUCUUCUGUGGGACCAAGAAGCCCUUACUGUAAACGAAUGAACAGACGAAGGCACGCAAUCCAUAGUAGUGAUUCUACAUCUUCUUCAUCCUCUGAAGAGGAACACUUUGAGAGGCGCAGAAAAAGGGGCCGUAAUAGAGCUAUCAAUAGGUGCCUCCCAUUAAAUUUUCGGAAAGAUGAGUUAAGAGGAAUCUACAAAGAUCGAAUGAAAAUUGGAGCAAGCCUUGCUGACGUUGAUCCAAUGCAGCUGGAUUCUUCAGUACGAUUUGAUAGUAUUGGUGGCCUGUCCAAUCACAUUGCAGCUCUAAAAGAAAUGGUGGUAUUUCCAUUACUUUAUCCAGAAGUCUUUGAAAAAUUCAAAAUCCAACCCCCAAGAGGUUGUUUGUUUUAUGGUCCACCUGGAACUGGGAAGACUCUGGUUGCUAGAGCCCUUGCCAACGAGUGCAGUCAAGGGAAUAGAAGAGUGGCGUUUUUCAUGAGGAAAGGUGCUGACUGUCUGAGCAAAUGGGUAGGGGAGUCUGAAAGACAGCUUCGAUUGCUGUUUGAUCAGGCCUAUCAGAUGCGCCCAUCAAUUAUUUUCUUUGAUGAGAUCGAUGGUCUGGCUCCAGUGCGGUCAAGCAGGCAAGAUCAGAUCCACAGUUCCAUCGUUUCCACUCUGCUCGCUCUUAUGGAUGGUUUGGACAGCAGAGGAGAAAUCGUGGUCGUCGGUGCUACCAACAGACUGGAUUCCAUAGACCCCGCUCUGCGGAGGCCUGGCCGCUUUGACAGAGAAUUCCUUUUUAGCCUGCCUGAUAAAGAUGCUCGCAAAGAGAUUCUGAAGAUUCACACACGGGAUUGGAAUCCCAGGCCACUGGACAUAUUUCUAGAAGAAGUAGCAGAACAUUGUGUUGGCUACUGUGGUGCAGACAUUAAGUCGAUAUGCGCCGAGGCUGCUCUGUGUGCUCUGCGGCGACGUUACCCACAGAUCUAUACUACCAGUGAGAAGCUACAGCUGGAUCUCUCUUCAAUCAACAUCUCUGCCAAGGAUUUUGAAAUAGCCAUGCAGAAGAUGAUACCUGCCUCCCAGAGAGCCGUGGCGUCCCCUGGCCAGGCCCUGUCUGCCAUUGUGAGGCCGCUCCUGCAGGGCACUGUGCACAGGAUCUUAGAUGCACUGCAGAGAGUAUUUCCACAUGCAGAAAUCGAAGCCAACGAUGCAGUAGACUCAGGUAUUUUUCCUCUUCUAGAAAGCGACUUGGCAUACAGUGAUGAUGAUGUUCCUUCAGUAUAUGAAAAUGGGCCUUCUCAAAAGUCCUUUAGCAAAGCAAAAGAAAAUUUUAAUUUUCUUCAUUUGAAUAGAAAUACUUGUUACCAACCCAUGUCUUUUCGACCAAGAAUGUUAAUCGUGGGAGAACCAGGAUUUGGGCAGGGUUCUCACUUGGCACCAGCUGUCAUUCACGCUUUGGAAAAAUUUGCUGUCUAUACGCUGGACAUUCCCGUUCUCUUUGGAGUCAGUGCUGCGUCCCCAGAAGAAACAUGCGCCCAGGUGAUUCGUGAAGCCAAGAGAACAGCCCCAAGUAUAGUGUACGUUCCACAUCUUCACCUGUGGUGGGAAGUCGUCGGGCCAACGCUCAAAGCCACAUUCACCACAUUACUGCAGAAUAUUCCUUCUUUUGCUCCAGUUCUUCUGCUUGCAACUUCGGACAAGCCCCAUCCUGCUCUUGCAGAAGAGGUGCAAGAACUAUUUCUCCAUGAUUAUGGAGAGAUUUUUAAUGUCCAGUUACCAGGCAAAGAGGAACGGACAAAAUUUUUUGAAGAUUUAAUUCUAAAACAAGCUGCUAAGCCUCCUGUAUCAAAAAAGAAAGUUCCUGACUAUGUCAGUGUGAUAAAGCAGCCAAUGGACCUGUCAUCUGUCAUCAGUAAAAUUGAUCUCCACAAGUAUCUGACUGUGAAAGACUAUUUGAGAGAUAUUGACCUAAUCUGCAGUAAUGCCUUAGAAUACAAUCCAGACAGGGAUCCUGGAGAUCGUCUUAUUAGGCACAGAGCUUGUGCUUUAAGAGAUACUGCCUAUGCAAUAAUUAAAGAAGAACUUGAUGAAGACUUUGAGAAACUUUGUGAAGAGAUUCAGGAAUCGAGAAAGAAAAGAGGUUGUAGCUCCUCCAAAUAUGCCCCGUCUUACUACCACGUAAUGCCCAAGGACAACUCCACACCUGCUGCUGACAGAUCAGACCUAGACCAGAGCGAAAAAGUGCAGAUUCCCACCACUCCUGUGGCUUCCAGUACACCUACUCAGUUGAAAAGAAAAAACCGCAAAAGGUCCAAGUGGCAUUUAGGCACCAUAACAAAGAGGAGGAAGAUUUCACAGGCAAAGGAGAAUUGCCAGAACACAGCAGAGGGUAAGAUGGAAAGCGAUACUGAGGAAACUCGAGACACGAGCGUGGACCAGAAUGAGAAUGGAAACACGGGAGAGUCUUCACUAGAAGAAAAUGAGAAGGACCAGCUUGCCCCUGAGAGCAAAACCACACUGGGAAAUCAUAGCUCUGGGACUCGGAGUACUGAGAGGGAGCUGGACUCCAAGACGGCUGCGGCAUGUGUGGAGUGGAGAAAAGAGAAGGUUGUUUGCGAUGGAGAUGUUUCCAGCUCUCGGGCAGUUGGUACUUUCGAUAAAAAUGAAGCAGAAGAAACAUGCAUUCUGCGAAUGACUCGAGCCAGACACUCCCAGGUCGAGCAGCAGCAGCUCAUCAGCGUGGAGAAGGCGUUGGCGAUUCUUUCUCAGCCUACUCCCUCACUCGUGGUGGACACCGAGCGACUCAAUAAUCUUCUGAAGACUGUUGUUAGCAAAAGUGAAGGCUACAAUGUAUUUCAGCUGGAAAACUUGUAUGCAGUAAUCAGCCAGUGUAUUUAUCAGCAUCGCAAGGACUAUGACAAAACUGCGCUUAUCCAGAAAAUGGAGCAAGAAGUAGAAAACUUCAGUUGUUCCAGAUCAUGAUGUCACUGCCUCAAGUGUUUUUAUAUGCAGUUUCUAUUUAAUUUACUUUUGAUGUGUCCACAGAGUAAUUGAAGCAAAAUGAAGUCUCACAUCUUAAAGGAAAAGAUUAAAACAGGAAGCUGUCUUUAAAUUCUCCUGACCAUUAUGUACAUGUGUAAGAUAGCUGACAAUAUGGUAAGCUGGUCCAAACAAGGAGUUUAGCCAGCUCCUAAUAAAGUUAUUCUGUUAAGUGAUGCUUCCGGCACUUAGGAGUGAAUUAGAGAGCCUGCCUGGCAGGCUCGAGGUCCUGUGUUGGAUUCCUUGUACCAAAAGAAAACAAAUAAUUCGCAACACUUCGCCCGCGAAGCACUUUCACUCUCCCGCGCUCCUGCGCCUUGGCUGUGUGCGGCCAGCGGCCGUGUCCCACCACGUGGCCUGCCUGGCGCUCGCCUCUGCCUCCAGCUCCCCUCGCCCAGCGGAGCCAGAGCCAGGUCACAGGUGGUGGGGGCUGCAGCGCAUUCUCUAUUUGAGUACCAAAAUUGAGGGGUUUUAAGUAAAGACUUUGUAAUUCUAAUAUGGUUUAAUAAAGAUUUUA
Molecule: messenger RNA, 4761 nt
Organism: Octodon degus (degu)
Lineage: Eukaryota; Metazoa; Chordata; Mammalia; Rodentia; Octodontidae
Gene: Atad2
Product: ATPase family, AAA domain containing 2
Exons: 27
Coding region: 210-4187 (1325 amino acids)
Biological process (GO): positive regulation of transcription by RNA polymerase II
Cellular component (GO): nucleus
Molecular function (GO): ATP binding; histone binding; chromatin binding
Source: RefSeq, a predicted model, not a curated record